AUGCGCGUGGUUGUGAUCGGAGCGGGCGUCAUCGGGUUGUCCACCGCCCUGUGCAUCCAUGAGUGCUAUCGCUCGGUCCUACAGUCGCUGAAUGUGAUGGUCUAUGCAGACCGCUUCACCCCACUCACCACCACCGACGUGGCUGCCGGCCUCUGGCAGCCCUACCUCUCGGAGCCCAGCAACCCACAGGAGGCGCACUGGAACCAGCAGACCUUCAACUAUCUCUUGAGCCUCAUCGGUUCUCCCAACGCCGCAAACAUGGGCCUGGCCCCGGUCUCAGGCUACAACCUCUUCCGUGAAGCCGUUCCGGACCCUUACUGGAAGGAUAUAGUUCUGGGAUUUCGGAAGCUGACUCCGAGAGAGCUGGACAUGUUUCCUGAUUACAGCUAUGGCUGGUUCAACACAAGCCUGAUUCUGGAGGGGAGGAAGUAUCUGCAGUGGCUGACUGAAAGGUUAACUGAGAGAGGAGUGAAAUUCUUCCUGCGGAAGGUGGAGUCUUUUGAGGAGGUGGUAAGAGAAGGCGCUGAUGUGAUUAUCAACUGCACUGGGGUGUGGGCUGGGGCGCUGCAACCAGAUCCCCUGCUGCAGCCAGGCCGAGGGCAGAUCAUUAAGGUGGAUGCACCAUGGUUGAAACACUUCGUUAUCACCCAUGACCCUGAGAGAGGCAUCUACAAGUCUCCAUACAUCAUCCCAGGGCUCCAGGCAAUAACUCUUGGCGGCAUCUUCCAGCUGGGGAACUGGAGUGAGACAAAUAACAUCCCAGAUCACAACACCAUUUGGGAAGGCUGCUGCAGACUGGAGCCCACACUGAAGGAUGCAAAAAUUAUCGGUGAAUGGUCUGGCUUCCGGCCAGUACGCCCCCAGGUUCGACUAGAAAGAGAACAGCUUCGCUUUGGAUCUUCAAACACAGAGGUCAUCCACAACUAUGGCCAUGGAGGCUUCGGGCUCACCAUCCACUGGGGCUGUGCCCAAGAGGUGGCCAAGCUCUUUGGGAAAAUUCUGGAAGAAAGGAAUUUGCUCAGGACACCACCAUCCCACCUCUGA
Messenger RNA from Budorcas taxicolor (takin), 1044 nucleotides. RefSeq names its product D-amino acid oxidase (gene DAO). Bases 1 to 1044 code for a protein of 347 amino acids. Gene Ontology annotation, molecular function: D-amino-acid oxidase activity; FAD binding. The record is from RefSeq and is a predicted model, not a curated record. Lineage: Eukaryota; Metazoa; Chordata; Mammalia; Artiodactyla; Bovidae. The transcript is spliced from 10 exons.